This is a messenger RNA of Vanessa atalanta (red admiral), 1674 nucleotides long. It is a transcript of the gene Slc25A46a, whose product is annotated as mitochondrial outer membrane protein SLC25A46. Gene Ontology annotation, biological process: mitochondrial membrane fission; mitochondrial fission. NCBI's taxonomy places the organism in Eukaryota, Metazoa, Arthropoda, Insecta, Lepidoptera, Nymphalidae. Bases 201 to 1421 code for a protein of 406 amino acids. Gene Ontology annotation, cellular component: mitochondrial outer membrane. The transcript has 7 exons. The record is from RefSeq and is a predicted model, not a curated record.
UCAAAUACAACUAAGACAGCGCAAUUUUAACAUUUUGAACAUCAUUAUUGCUAUAAUUUAUAAUCGUUUCAUUUUUCUUAUUUAUUUGUAUAAAUAUUUCCUAAUACUGUUUUUAAUAAUUACUAGGCGGAAGUAAAGUACUGUCAGUUAUAUGAAGAAACGUGUAGAAGAAUGUACUAAUUGUUAGAUAAUUAUAAAAUAUGGCUGGUUUUGGCGAUUAUAGUGGUUAUAAUCGGCCAUACGGAUUAGAUCCUAAUAGGGAGACUAAUGAUAUAUAUGACACCCGUUACCAACAAAUUUACGGCUAUCAUACCCCCUUAACUGAAGAAUAUCAAGGUCCGCCCUUGGUAAUGGACGAUGCUCCAGAUGAAGAAAACAAUGCCUAUGUAACUACAGCCAUAAGUGUCGCAAGUCUUGUAACCGAAAAUUUAUUAAGUCAUCCAUUUAUUGUGCUUAGAAGACAAUGUCAGGUACACAACAGCUUGAGGAACUACCAUAUUGUGCCAUACACUCUUCUACCGGUUGUGGUAAGAUUGCAUAGAAGGCAAGACUUCACCACACUGUGGAAAGGAAUUGGCUCCACAUGCAUUGUGAAAGGUCUUAAUUUGGCUGUUGAAGAUGUAAUGUCGAAGGGAACAGGAUGGCCAAAGGAAAUUGGAAAGUGCAGCUCAGUUUUACAAUUUUUACAACAUUUGACUUUGAAAUGUAUAAGCAUAGCAAUAGUCACUCCUUUCUAUUCUGCUAGUCUAGUAGAGACAGUGCAGAGUGAUAUUGCAAGCGAUAAACCUGCUUUAUUGGAUGUAUUCAGAGAAGGUUUUGUGCGGAUUCUGGAAUGGGGAACUCCAAGUCGUGGCAGGAUGCUACCCAUAUGGGCUAUUGUAUUGCCGACAGUCUCUCUUGGCAUUUCAAAAUAUUUUGCUCAUAUUUUAUUAAGAAGUGUAACAGUAAGAAUCCUACGCUUCCAACAGAGACACAAACAUGAAUUAAAUGAUUCAUAUAAUGUCAAUUAUACUAAGAAUGCACAAAAUCCUCUAAUAGAAGAUAUGAAUUUAAAGGCCAAUAUUUUCUCCUUUAUAACCAUGGAAAUCCUAUUCUACCCAGUUGAGACUAUCAUACACAGACUACAUAUACAGGGAACAAGAACAAUAAUAGACAACUUAGAUACAGGAACAUCUGUAACACCUAUCCUAACGGGUUACCAAGGGUUUAUGGAUUGCUACAACACAACCAUCGCCAAAGAGGGCUUGGGUGGCCUGUACAAAGGUUUUGGUGCCCUAGUGCUACAGCUUGCUGCACAUUUAGCUAUAAUAAAACUAACAACAUUAGUAGUAUCAGAAAUGUCUAAUCUCCUUAAACCAGCUAGCACCCCAACUAAUUCAGAGGAUUCUGUUCAUUCACAACAAAAGUAUUUGUUUAAUUAAUUUAAGGCUAGCUAUGAGCGGCAAAUUGUUUGUAUGUCCUGAUAUACAAAUGUAACUCAUUAAAUCUACAUUGUACUAGUAAAUUGAGUUUACUUUUUUAUUGUUUUAAAUAGUUGUGAUUAUAUUUUUUAUCUUAACGUAGAUCAAAGAUAUCAAUAGAUAAAAGUUUUUUUUAAGUUUGUUGCUUAGAUUUAAGAAAAAUGGCUAAGUUCUAAUUUAACUGUUGAAAAUAAAACACAUAAUAUUUAUUUUA